Molecule: messenger RNA, 951 nt
Organism: Zophobas morio
Lineage: Eukaryota; Metazoa; Arthropoda; Insecta; Coleoptera; Tenebrionidae
Exons: 7
Coding region: 1-951 (316 amino acids)
Biological process (GO): lipid metabolic process
Molecular function (GO): phosphoric diester hydrolase activity
Source: RefSeq, a predicted model, not a curated record
AUGGCACACUCCUGGAUGAGCCACUUAAAAGAUAAGCGACUCGGCGAGGUGUGGUUGCCAUGUUCUCAUAACUCUGCCACCGAUCGAUAUUCUUUUCUUUCCGAAUACCUUUGUGAAAGUAUUCUAUCACUUUUUUCAAAACGCUGGGACCGAUGUCAAAACAAAACCCUAUACGAGCAACUUUUGCUUGGAAUUCGCGCGGUGGAUCUUCGGCUCUUUACAGAUAAAAAUAAUGUUACUUGGACUUGUCACGGCUUUGUAAACCAAAAACUUGAAAAAGUAAUAUGUCAAGUUGCUUGUUUUCUUAUUGAUCACCCUACUGAGUUUGUUCUCAUACUUAUCAAGCAAGGAUGGUUGUCCUUAACAAGAAGGCAUUGGGAAGUUAACUGGCUUCAAGUAAAUAAGUUAAUAGCAAAGUUUGACAAAAGCAAAUCUCAAUCUUCUGAUUACUUUAUCGAAGAGGUAAAUUCUCCCUCGCUUACUAUUCGUCAUAAGCUCUCAACCGAUCUUUUCUUAUCCGAGCUUGCUGGAAGUGUCGCUUUUGUCUCUGAAGAAGAAAACUAUCGGUUCGGAUUCCGUUACCAUUGCAGAGACUUGCUUAUAUACAAUUCCUGGUACCAAACGAACACAUCGCUUCCCAGCGAGCUUCCUAAGAAUCUUUUAAAUUUGAUCUCUUCGCUUCCUGCACAAAAGCCAAAAAACGUCUUGCUGUGGCUGAAUGCGCACUGCACACCAACAGCACGUCUAAUAGUCGCUUCAUAUAAUUACUUUGUGCCGAAUGCCUACAGGUCCCUUUACGAUCUUCACAGAAAAUCUUUAAGUUUUGUAUUGCACGACUUUUUGCAAUCGGACUCUAUAAAAAACUUGGACAAAAUAAAAAUAAGAGGAAUAAUAAGUUCCGAUUUUGUCGAUGAAAAGUUUGUUAACGCAGUAAUAAGUCUAAAUUUUUAA